Alosa alosa (allis shad) is the source of this 934-nucleotide messenger RNA. RefSeq lists its product as uncharacterized. Lineage: Eukaryota; Metazoa; Chordata; Actinopteri; Clupeiformes; Clupeidae. Gene Ontology annotation, cellular component: plasma membrane. The transcript is spliced from 7 exons. The record is from RefSeq and is a predicted model, not a curated record. The coding region runs from base 47 to 904 and encodes 285 amino acids.
GGUAGCAAUUCCUCAGAGGAAUUUAUCAGCCCCUUUCAAAUAAGAGAUGCCCCUUCGCAAAGUUGAGGCAGAUGUUGAUGAAGCAACGGAUGAAGAAGCCAACAUCAACACAGGAGAUGAUGGAUCCUCAUGUGGUUCUGCAUUGUGCGGGAUUCUUCUGACAUUCAUCUCAAUGCUCCUGAUCAUUGCAACCUUCCCUCUCAGCAUCUGGACCUGCAUAAAGAUUGUUGCAGAGUACGAGAGAGCCGUGAUCUUCCGCUUGGGCCGAAUCGUAGCAGGAGCUAAAGGGCCCGGUAUCUUGUGGGUUAUUCCAUGUGUGGACACUUUUCGAAAAGUUGAUAUGAGAACAAUCUCCUUCAACAUUCCUCCUCAGGAGGUACUUACCAAAGACUCGGUGACCAUAAUGGUGGAUGCAGUGGUGUAUUAUCGUGUCUUCAAUCCAAUCGUGAAUCUCACACAAGUGGAGGACGCCAACGUUGCCACGCAGAUGAUCGCCCAGACCACCCUGAGAAAUAUGCUGGGCACCAAGAGCCUGGCCGAGCUCCUGAUGGACCGCGAGGAGAUGGCCGAACAGAUGGAGGUGGUGCUGUAUGACGCCUCCAAGCACUGGGGCAUCAAGGUGGAGAGAGUGGAGCUGAAGGACGUCAAGCUGCCCCAGAGUCUCCAGAGAGCCAUGGCUGCAGAAGCAGAGGCGUCACGGGAGGCCAGGGCCAAGGUUAUUGCCGCCGAGGGCGAGAUGAACGCCUCUAGGGCCCUGAAGGAGGCGGCGGAGGUGAUGUCCGAGUCGCCCGCCGCCCUGCAGCUGCGCUACCUGCAGACGCUGUCGGAGAUCGCUGGCGAGAAGAACUCCACGGUCGUCUUCCCCAUUCCCCUGGACAUGAUAGGGACCUUCAUGAGGAAAUGAUCGCUGAGAUGAUUCACUAACGAAUGAGAU